AUGAUCGAGGCACUAGUCAUUUGCUUGCUCUUUAUCAUCGCCAUGGCGACCCUCUACUACGCCUACCAGCAAGGUUAUCUGGACCCUUAUAUCGAGCAGGUUGGCACAUACUUGUUCAAGGCCAAGGCAAUGGCAGAGAAGAAAAGACUACAAGCACAGGGCAUGAAGGCGGGGCAGGAUUUUGUCGACUCUCAGCUGGCCGGGGCGCAGCAAGCCGAUCAGGUCAAAGCUGGUGUAGGCGCCAUCGGUGGUCUCAAAAAGCGCUUCUAA
This is a messenger RNA of Pyricularia pennisetigena, 270 nucleotides long. RefSeq lists its product as uncharacterized. The coding region runs from base 1 to 270 and encodes 89 amino acids. The record is from RefSeq and is a predicted model, not a curated record. NCBI's taxonomy places the organism in Eukaryota, Fungi, Ascomycota, Sordariomycetes, Magnaporthales, Pyriculariaceae. The transcript is spliced from 2 exons.